AUGACGACACAACAUUCUUCACGGCGAUCUCGCAAGUUAAGACGUAGAUUCUCGUCUACUGGCAGUGCAUGGUCUGCCGGAUCUCCGAAGUCUAUGGCAUCUGCCCCUUCUCCAAUACGAACACAGAGCAGGAAAACAUCUUUGAGCCCUGCCACCUCCAUAAGGGAACCAGCACGUCACCUCUAUCAGAGACCACAUUUCACAGACGGAUCAGACUUCGAAGAUUACCUUUCUGUAGACAUCAACGGGCGGAGGACUCGGGGAAGGUCCAUAUCACCUACGCGAAGUAUAUUUGAGCAAAGAGUACCUCCCACUGCAUAUGCUUCUCUGCCGCCUACACCGAUUCAGCCUUCUCGUCCAUUCUCCCCUUCAACGCCAAUUUCUCCUCUCCCAGACUCACACACGUAUGAAGCUCCACCUUCGGCACCCGAAACAUAUAAUGUUCCUUUUUCUUUGUGGGAUUAUCUACGGGAAGAGCUAUUGGCAACAGAUUUCGAUUCUCACCAGGAACUGAAAUGGGAGAGAGUUAGCAACUUUUUACAGAUGCCUGUAGCUAUGGAAAAGAUCAUUGGAUUUGGUUUCAUUCUUUGCUUCGAUUCAUUUUUGUACACUUUCACCAUUCUUCCCAUUCGAUUCGUGUUGGCCCUCUUUCCGUUUAUCACCAACACCUGGCGAAGAUCUGCGCGCCCUUUACCCCCGUCACAAAAAGCAGACCUUCUUAGAGCGCUCCUCCUUGUUAUUGCCCUCUUCAUUUUGAACCCACUCACAGAUGCCAGUAAAAUCUACCAUACAAUACGAGGGCAAGAUACCAUUAAACUUUACGUGAUAUUUAAUGCCUUGGAGAUUGGAGAUCGACUAUGCGCAUCUAUUGGACAAGAUAUUUUGGACUGUCUUUUUUCCCGUUCAACUCUGGAACCAUUGUCUCGUCGCAUUCCUGUCUCAACUCAUACUUUUCGCCCCUUUUUGUUCUUUUUCCUUGCAUUGGCAUACACUGUUGCCCACGCACUUGUCAUGGUUUAUCAGCUAAUCUCACUCAACGUGGCCAUCAACUCAUAUGACCAUGCCCUUCUCACUCUUUUGGUAUCUAAUCAGUUCGUCGAAAUCAAAGGAAGCGUGUUUAAGAAAUUUGAGAAAGACAGCCUUUUUCAGAUCACUUGUGCAGACAUCGUGGAAAGGUUCACCCUAACAUUGAUGCUGUUCAUAGUGGCAUUCCGAAACCUGAUUGAGCUUAGUGGGACAGAAUUUGACUUCACCGGAGGCUUCGUCCUUCCAAAGAGCUUUGGAUGGGUUCGGGGCAAUAACGUACUUUGGACAAUUUCAUAUCCUGUCGUGACUGUAUUAGCCUCGGAGAUGGUCGUAGAUUGGUUAAAGCACGCGUUCAUAACUAAAUUCAACCACAUUCGGCCUUCCGUUUACGAACGUUACAUUGACGUACUCUGCCGAGAUCUCUCAAGCAUGAGUGGCCUGGGACGUCGUAGUGCAAGAAAACAUUCCUAUGUUGACCAAUCGCCGCUUGUUGCUCGUAGAUUAGGAUUCGCCUCAUUACCUCUUGCUGUUCUAGCUAUCUUGGUUGGAUCACAGUCGAUAGGUCUCAUGUUCUCCUCUAGCUCAGAUUUUGCUUCUCCCUGGACAUGGACUAUACGAUCUCUAAGCAAUGCGGAAAUUAUGCAUUACGCAACAUGGGCAGUCAUGGGCCUUUUGUUCUGGAUAUGCUUUGUGGGCAUUAAACUUAUCAUGGGAGCCAACCUUGUAAGUUAUGCCAAUCGACGUCGCGCGGGCAUGGAAGAACGCGAAGCAGGAGACGUUGUCAAUGAUUUUGGUCGUGAUCCAAUUGGAGAAGGGAAAGAAGAGCAGUUGUAUAACAAAAAAUUGAAGACUUUAUUGGAUAACGACCGCGAUGAUGUCCCGCAUACAUCUGAAAUGGGCGAAAAUGCCCCCGGAGAACACGGGAAGAAAAAAGGGAGAGUCAAGCUUGAAGAUCUCACGCGUUACACCAUGGUGAAACGGAUCUGGUAG
Messenger RNA from Psilocybe cubensis, 2016 nucleotides. RefSeq lists its product as uncharacterized. Gene Ontology annotation, biological process: maintenance of protein localization in endoplasmic reticulum. The record is from RefSeq and is a predicted model, not a curated record. Gene Ontology annotation, cellular component: endoplasmic reticulum membrane. Lineage: Eukaryota; Fungi; Basidiomycota; Agaricomycetes; Agaricales; Agrocybaceae. Bases 1 to 2016 code for a protein of 671 amino acids. The transcript has 9 exons.